Molecule: messenger RNA, 936 nt
Organism: Cercocebus atys (sooty mangabey)
Lineage: Eukaryota; Metazoa; Chordata; Mammalia; Primates; Cercopithecidae
Product: olfactory receptor 4F15-like
Exons: 1
Biological process (GO): G protein-coupled receptor signaling pathway
Cellular component (GO): membrane
Molecular function (GO): G protein-coupled receptor activity; olfactory receptor activity
Source: RefSeq, a predicted model, not a curated record
AUGGGUGGACUAAAUGAUUCUGUGGUCACUGAGCUUGUGUUACUGGCUCUUUCUUGUUCUACAGAGAAAAAAUUUCUUCUCAUUUUGAUAUGUUGUUUGCUUUAUUUAGGGGUCAUCCUGGGAAAUCUCUUCAUUUUGGUUUUGGUAAUUUUUGAUUCUCACUUACAGUCCCCUAUGUACUUCUUGCUAGCUAACCUGUCCCUCAUUGAUGUGGGUCUUUCCUCUACCACAAUCCCUAAAAUAAUCUCAGACCUUUUAAAUGAAUACAAUGUAAUUUCUUUUCAAAGUUGUAUGACACAGAUAUGCUUCAUCCACAUCAUGGGAGGAGUGGAAAUGGUGUUACUCAUGGCCAUGGCUUUUGAUAGAUGUGCAGCAAUCUGUAAGCCUCUUCACUAGUUGAAAAUCAUGAACCCUAAAAUAUGUGUUUCAUUUGUAAUCUCUGGCUGGGUAAUUGGGGUGGUCCAUGCUAUGUCUCAAUUUGCUUUUGUUAUAAACUUGCCUUUUUGUGGCCCUAAUAAAGUAGACAGCUUUUACUGUGACUUUCCAAAGAUUAUAAGACUUGCCUGCACAGAUAGAGCCAAGUAUGAGUUUAUUGUUACUGCCAACAGUGGCUUCAUGACCAUGGGCACAUUCAUCUUGCUAAUCCUUUCCUAUGUUUUCGUUUUGAUCACUGUCUGGAAACGUUCCUCAGGAGACUUAUCCAAGGCAUUUGUCACGUUGUCAGCUCACAUCACUGUAGUUUUUUUGUUUUUCACUCCAUGCAUGGUUCUUUAUGUCUCGCCUUCUCCUCCACCAUCACUUGAUAAAAAUCUGUUCAUUGUUGACUUUGCUAUCACCCCUGCCUUAAAUCCUGUCAUCUAUACAUUAAGAAACAAAGACAUAAGGGUAGCAAUAAAAAGACUGUUCAAAAAGAGAUCUUAUUCUAAAUUUUGUUGA